Messenger RNA from Sinocyclocheilus anshuiensis, 2778 nucleotides. RefSeq lists its product as uncharacterized. Gene Ontology annotation, cellular component: peroxisomal membrane. Gene Ontology annotation, molecular function: long-chain fatty acid transmembrane transporter activity; ATP hydrolysis activity; ATPase-coupled transmembrane transporter activity. Gene Ontology annotation, biological process: very long-chain fatty acid catabolic process; long-chain fatty acid import into peroxisome; fatty acid beta-oxidation. The record is from RefSeq and is a predicted model, not a curated record. NCBI's taxonomy places the organism in Eukaryota, Metazoa, Chordata, Actinopteri, Cypriniformes, Cyprinidae.
CUUUUGUUGUAGAUAAGGCUCGUUCCCAUUGUGUGCGGCUUGUACCUGUGGAGAUUCCUGACAAAAUUUGUGGUUGUUCACCAGAGUCAUUGAGGGUCAGCCCAGGGAAGACUAUUGCUGUGAUCACAAUGAAUGGAUGAUAUGAUCUAAGCAUGCCUGAGUUGAGAUGUGAGGCAUGCCAAGCCACUUGGGCUGCUGGAGUGGUCGACCUAAAUCGAAGUGACUACUGGCCUGCGACCCUUCACUUUGCCACAAUUUAUGCCACAGAUGUCUUUUUUUCAUUCGAAGAAAUGAAGAUGGCAGCACCAGGACUGUCCUGCCAAGCAUUUUUAAGAAUUAAAAAAUUAAGAACUGUCCGCUUUGGUUGUACUGGCAAGAUCUCCACAGACAGUUUUCAGAAAAGUUUUUUUGAGUGGGAGGCUGUGCUAUAUGAGGUGGACAAAAUCUGCAAGGAAGAGCCCUUCAUCUGUCCUGCGUGCACCCCAGUUAUGCUGGCAGUUUCAGUAGAUGGAAACUGCAAGCAUUACCGUUUCAAGAAUGCAGCUAGAUCUGAGGAACAGGCCAUCUUUGAAGACGUCUUUAUAGCUAAGGAUGAAGAUGUGACCAGAUUUGUGGACUACAUUCACAAGACAUCCAAACAUGUCAGUGGAAGAGGUGUUUGUGGAGGGGAGUGGUCAGCAGCCAGAGAGACCUCCCAAAGAUCUGCCAGCAAGGUAGACGAGGAGGGAUUGGAGCUUGCGGUGUGUCGGCACGGAGUGCUGCUCUGUGCUUUAAAUAUGUACAGGGGGGAAAAUUUUGCCUAUCCCCUGUACCUGCAAGAAAAGUUGGCCAGUAGGCAAAACUUUUUUUGUAUGGAUGUGACCUGCAAAUAUUGGCCCUACCUCCAAAGAGUUGCAAAAAGCUGCCCAGAGCUCCAGCACCUUCUUAACAUGAAGCCCUUCCUUUCGGUAUUCCAUGCCAAAGCACAUGAUUUUAAAUGCGAGGUGAAAUGGAGUGGGGCAUAUCAGGAUGGGGCUGGUUUAACACUAGGGGAGGAGGUGGAACAGUGCCAUGCUUUCCUCUCUAGGAUUGCAGUGACCACAAAACACAUGUCCAAAGCAGGACGCACAGACAUGCUGACUCUCAUGGCCAUGCGCUGGAAUCAGCAAAAGUUCAAUAAUUUGGCCACCGCACUGACCCGGCGAAAUCAGAAGACCACAAAAGCUCUGCAAAGCCAGUUGCAAAACCUAGAGUCCAUGAAAGUCGAACUUGCAGUGACAGAGAGCCAAUUGGAAGACUGGGUCAAUGAUGUAAAGGAGUGGGCAGACGCAACAACAACAACCACAAAUGAUGUUGCCUUGGCCAGCAGAAUUGAGGUGCUGGUGGCGAGUAUCAAGAGACAUUCCCAGCGUCUCUAUAAAGAUACAGAUGGCAACAAAGGUCAUGCCAGGAUCUGCCGCAAGAUCAGGGAGGAGAAGGAGAUCCUGACAUCAGUUGUAGAGAAAUACAACAAAAUGGUUCCAAACACAGAAACUCUGUGCUUGGAAACCAUUUUGUCUGGUGAGACAGCUUGGCUAUGGCAGCUACCACACAGUGACUCUGUCGAACUAAGGACAAAGAGAAAGGCAUUCGACAUCAUCAUGUCAGUAAGGAGACUUCAGGAGGAGCAGAAGAUUCUUGUUACAGAGAUGGACAACCAUUGGAAAUAUCUUUCAACUCGUGCUGAGACCCUCAGAGAACUGUCCUGCUUGUUUGCCAGUGAGACACUGAAAAACAUAGCCAUGGUGGUGGGCUACCUGGUUAUUAGCCGGCCGUUCCUGGACCUCACAAACCAGCGGCAUGUGAACAGCACAUACUCUGAACGACUGGAAGACUACUACCAGAGUGGGCGGAUGUUGAUAAGUUUGGCGCAGGCCCUGGGAAGGAUCGUCCUGGCAGGCAGAGAGAUGACCAGACUGUCCUGGUUCACUGCACGGAUCACAGAAAUUCAGGAAGUCCUUAAGGAGCUGAAUUCAGGCAGAUAUGAACGGACCAUGGUAAGACAGAGAAUCAAAGAUGAUUCAGUAGAGAAAAUCCCUCUUACCCCUGGGAGAGGUAAAAUCAUCAUCGCAGACAACAUUAUCAAGUUUGAACACAUACCUUUAGCGACGCCCAAUGGAGACAUUCUCAUUCGUGACUUGUGUUUUGAGGUGUCUUCUGGGACAAACGUGUUGGUCUGUGGGCCCAACGGCUGUGGAAAGAGUUCACUCUUCAGAGUGCUGGGAGAGCUGUGGCCUCUAUGUGGAGGACAACUCACAAAACCAGAGAGAGGGAAACUCUUCUAUGUUCCUCUGAGGCCCUAUAUGACACUGGGUUCCCUCCCUGAGAUCAGGUGAUUUAUCCUGACAACACAUGAAGACCAAAAGAAGAAAAGAACGUCUGAUCGGGUGCUGAAGGAAUAUCUGGACAAUGUCCAGCUGGGACAUAUCCUGGAGAGAGAGGGCAGCUGAGACAGUGUGCAUGACUGGAUGGAUGUCCUCAGUGGAGGAGAGAAAAAGAGGAUGGCUAUGGCUCGUUUGUUUUACCACAAGCCCCAGUUUGCUAUUCUGGAUGAGUGCACCAGCGCUGUGAGUGUGGAUGUGGAGGACUUCAUCUACAGCCACUGUCGAAAGCUGGCAUCACACUGUUCACAGUCUCCCACAGGAAAUCACUAUGGAAGCACCAUGAGUAUUACUUGCAAAUGGAUGGAAGAGGAAACUAUGAGUUUAAACCCAUCAUGAAGGAAACGGUGGAGUUUGGAUCAUAAUAAUGACACUGGGC